CCCUCUGACGCUUCACAGUCACAGCGGCGCGCACCGUCGCGUCUUCCCGGUUUUCCCCGCUCCAAACCCUCCCAAAACUCAAACAACACCGCCCACCGCCUCCCGUCCCGUCCGGCCGUCCCCACCACGCUUCUCGUUCUCGACCAUGUCGUUUGCCGACGAGGACGACGACGAGGCCUUCCUCCUCGCCCUCGACGCCGCGGAGGCAGCCGCGCUGGACUCCUCCAAGCGCCGCCGCCUCUCCACCACCUCGUCCUCAUCGACCCCCUCAACCUCACCCGCCACCCCUGAGGGGCCCUACCUGGCCGCGCUCAAGGGAAGCCACAGCUCCACCUGGAAACAGCAGAUGCAUGGAUAUGCCCACAAGCAGCCCCACGGCUCCAAACCCCUAGCCCCGGGUACCGGAGGGGCCCAGGUGGCGAGCGGAGCGUGCUUCAAGUGCGGGGACCCCGGGCACUGGGCGCGGGACUGCCCUCAAUCGGUUCCGAACACGGGUGGAGGAGGUCAGAUCGGCGUCGGCGGUGGAUAUGUGAAUGCGGACAUGAAGGUGGAGGACAAGGCGUGCCCCUGCGGUGCCGGGACCUGUCUCGUGCUCACUUCCAACACGCUGAAGAACCCCGGUCGCAAGUUCUACAAGUGCCCCACGCGGGAUGGGGGUUGCAACUUCUUCGAGUGGUGUGAUGCUCCAUCUCCUGCCCCUGCAAAUGCACGAAAUAACAUGGUUUUACACUCAGAGACGUCAGCAACAGAUAUGCUUUGCCCAUGCGGUGCUGGAACUUGCUUAAUUCUCACCACGAAGACAGGGAAAAAUGUUGGGAGGCAGUUUUUUCGCUGCCCAUUAAAUCAGGGUGGUGGCUCUUGUGGCUUUUUCAAGUGGUGUGAUGAGCAACAGCCUAGGGUAGGUGCACCACUGCAGCAGCAAGCUUCACCGCAAUACCAAGCGGAUUCUAUGUCAAGCAUCCAAAACCCCAGCCAGAGGAGCUCGUCUUCCUGCUUCAAGUGCGGCCAGGAGAACCACUGGGCGAGGGACUGUCCGAAUCAAUCGUCGGAUCCUUAUCCUGACAAGGGUGGGAGACCAAUAACCUCAUCGAGCUCACCUGGUGCGUGCUACAACUGUGGUCGGCCUGGUCACUGGUCCCGCGACUGCCCAACCUCGAAUAGUGGUGGUGGUGGUAGUGGUGGUACCGGCACCAACCGUGCCAAGUCGUCCUCUGCUUUGAGCUCGUGGAAUAGUCAGAGAUACUGAUUGCUGGCUCCUGUGAACUCAAUUGAACUGACACGGACAUGCUGUACGAAACUUGGACAAUUGCCCCCCCAGCCACGUGUUGCUUAGGUGUGUGUUCACGUCGAUGCCUUUUGCUACUCUACGCUAUCGCUAGGUAAGAGAGAACUGUGGCUGUUCUCUUCCUUCACCCUCACCCUGUUUUUUUUUUUAUCUCUGUCGAACUUGGGUUUACUACUGUUUUAAUAUCUACUCUAGGAACUUGCACUUAUCUUUGUCCAUGCAUUUCCAUAAACUUCCAUGCUUCUGUUCUGUU
Sorghum bicolor (sorghum) is the source of this 1538-nucleotide messenger RNA. Its product is annotated as cold shock domain-containing protein 3. The transcript is spliced from 3 exons. Gene Ontology annotation, molecular function: zinc ion binding; nucleic acid binding. Bases 146 to 1246 code for a protein of 366 amino acids. The record is from RefSeq and is a predicted model, not a curated record. Lineage: Eukaryota; Viridiplantae; Streptophyta; Magnoliopsida; Poales; Poaceae.